Molecule: messenger RNA, 4722 nt
Organism: Pygocentrus nattereri (red-bellied piranha)
Lineage: Eukaryota; Metazoa; Chordata; Actinopteri; Characiformes; Serrasalmidae
Gene: polg
Product: polymerase (DNA directed), gamma
Exons: 22
Coding region: 427-3975 (1182 amino acids)
Biological process (GO): mitochondrial DNA replication
Cellular component (GO): gamma DNA polymerase complex; mitochondrion
Molecular function (GO): 3'-5' exonuclease activity; DNA-directed DNA polymerase activity; DNA binding
Source: RefSeq, a predicted model, not a curated record
UCGCAGACGCUGAGGGCGGCGCUCACCAGUGUUUGGAAAAUGUCUCCUCAAAGCGAAGACGGUGGACAGCACGAAAAAUCGUUUAGAGGCUUCAGAAGAAAAGUAACUGAAAGUGUUUGAAAGGUGUGGGUAACUAUAUCAUGCGGAAAAGACGCCCAGCAGCUGGUUUAACCACACAUGGGGUUUCUGUCUUUAGUAGCAAACUGUAACUGUUAACGUCGCUGUGCAUUUUUUGCCGUGACUUUCUUCAUCUUCUGCCUCAACAUGUGGAUGUAGGUGAGUAUGAAGGCACCUUCACGUUGUUCGCGGUCGCUGUCUGGUGCUGCUGCUUUGAAGUUGGCUGUGUGACAAAGUCUAUGCACAGAAUUCAGCAAGUUAAAAGGUCUGCUGAGUAUUUAAUGAGUUGACUGUGACCACAGAGGGCAGAUGCUCCAAUUAGUGUCCCGUCGACCAUGGCGGUGCUCCUCUGCUGCACUGUGGAGGAGAUGGUGCACAGCUGCAGCCGAAGCCAAGAUCCAGCAGAGCUCCAGAGAGACCCGCAUGAACCCCCUCAACAUCCAGAUGCUCUCCAGGAACCUGCAAGAGCAGAUCUUCCGCAGCUCAACGCAGGAGUACUCGGAGGAGGAUGUGAAGCGGAGCAUUGGGCAUUUGGAGGCGCAUAAACUCUGGGGGAAAGAGGCAGUUCUGUUGCCUGAUGUGGAGCUAAAAUUGCCACCGAUGUAUGGCGAUGACAUUGACAGCCACUUUCGCCUUCUGGCCCAGAAACAAAGUCUGCCUUAUCUGGAGGCGGCCAGCCAGCUCCAGCAGACAAAACUCCCUCAGAUGCCCCCAAAAUGGGCUUGGGAAGUGGGCUGGACGCAGUACAGUUUGGAUGGAGAGUGCAAGAAAGUGGAUUUCCCUGAAGAGAAUGCUCUGGUUUUUGAUGUGGAGGUCUGCAUGGCUGAGGGUCACUGUCCCACCCUGGCAGUGGCUGUUUCUCCAACUGCCUGGUACUCAUGGUGCAGUAAGCGUCUGGUUGAGGAGAGGUACACCUGGUCCAGUCAGCUUACACUAGCAGACCUCAUCCCGCUGGAGACUCCACCAAACUCCAGCAGGCCUAAGAAUAGAUUGUGGAAGGAAAGGCUCGUAGUGGGACACAAUGUCAGCUUUGACCGAGCACACAUUAAAGAACAGUACCUUCUGAAAGGCUCAAAGAUGCGGUUCCUGGACACAAUGAGCCUCCACAUGGCUAUCUCAGGACUGACAGGUUUACAGCGUUCUCUCUGGAUGGCCAACAGGUAUCGGAAGAGACAAGGCCUACAUGAAGUCAAGGAACACAUGAAGAAACUUGGUCAGCGACCAAAGGGCCCAGCAAUUGGCUCUUGGGACUGGGUUAACAUCAGCAGUAUUAAUAACUUGGCUGAUGUACAUGCUCUCUAUGUUGGAGGGGAUCCCCUAGAGAAAGAGCCCAGGGAUAUUUUUGUGAAGGGCAGCAUGAGUGAUGUUAGGAACAAUUUCCAGGAGUUGAUGCAGUAUUGUGCUACAGAUGUGCUUGCCACACAUGAAGUGUUCACCGAGCAGCUGUCUCUCUUCAUGGAGCGGUGUCCUCAUCCAGUGACAUUUGCAGGGAUGCUGGAGAUGGGUGUCUGCUAUUUGCCUGUCAACCAGAGCUGGGGUCGGUAUUUGGAGGAUUCCCAGGAUACAUUUGAGGAGCUGCAGAGAGAGAUGAAGAAAUCUCUGAUGAUUCUGGCAGAUGAUGCUUGCCAGUUAAUGCAGGAUGACAGGUACAAAGAAGACCCAUGGCUGUGGGAUUUAGAGUGGGAUGUUCAGGAGUUCAAGCAGAAGAAAAUACCCAUGAGCAAGAGAAAGAAAGCUGAGCAAGAGGCUGAGAAAGCAGCCACAGCUUCCAAAAGAGAAAGUCCAGAGAAAGACUGGGAUGAAGAUCCAGGACCCCCAGAGGAGGAGGAGCAGGGGAGGUCGGACCCAAGCAGAGAGCUUGUGGAGCGGCUAAAGGGGACAGUAAGCUGCCUCCCUAAGAGGAGGCAGCACAUGCCCGGAUACCCAGGCUGGUAUCGGAAAUUGUGUGCACGGAUGUCAGAGAAAGAGAAAGAGCCCUGGUCUCCUGGAGCCAGUCUCAUUAGUCUUCAGAUGAGGGUCACACCCAAGCUGAUGGGCCUGACCUGGGACGGCUUUCCCUUGCACUACGCAGAAAAGCAUGGCUGGGGUUACCUGGUCCCAGGCCGCAAAGACAACUUGGACAUCACAGAGGACACUGAUGGACCUAUGUGCCCCCAUAGAGCAAUAGAGACAAUCUACAGAGAGUAUUGUGAGCAGAAAGGAAAAGAACAGCCACAGUGUCUCAGCAGCUCACCCUCGGAUGACCUCAUGCUGACCGACAGCAGUGUCUGGCAAACGGUGGAGGAGUUGAGUUUGCUGGAGGCAGAGUCUGAGGAUGAGACAGUGCCUAGAACAGUGAGAUCCAGAAAGACCCAGGUAUCAUAUGAUUUGGAAACAGAUAUAAGUGAGUGUCCUUAUCACCAUGGUAACGGACCAUACAAUGACGUGAACAUCCCUGGAUGUUGGUUCUUUAAGUUACCUCAUAAGGAUGGGAAUGAGAAUAAUGUGGGCAGCCCCUUCUCUAAAGACUUCCUACCUAAAAUGGAGGAUGGGACCCUUCAGGCAGGACGAGGAGGAACUAAUGCAGCGCGGGCUCUGGAGAUCAACAAGAUGAUCUCAUUUUGGAGAAAUGCCCAGAAACGCAUCAGACAUGUUGACUAUGAUGAGGAAGGGCAGUAUGGUGCCAUCCUGCCCCAGGUUAUCACUGCUGGAACGGUCACCCGCAGAGCUGUGGAGCCAACAUGGCUGACUGCCAGUAAUGCACAGCGGGGUCGUGUGGGCAGUGAACUGAAAGCUAUGGUACAGGUGCCUCCUGGGUACCACCUGGUAGGGGCAGAUGUUGACUCUCAGGAGCUGUGGAUUGCUGCUGUGCUGGGAGAGUCUCACUUUGCUGGCAUGCAUGGCUGUACAGCGUUUGGAUGGAUGACCCUACAGGGGAAGAAGAGUCAGGGAACUGACCUUCACAGCCGCACCGCAGAAGCUGUGGGCAUCAGUCGUGAACACGCCAAAGUCUUCAACUAUGGCCGGAUAUACGGGGCUGGCCAGCCUUUCGCUGAACGCCUGCUCAUGCAGUUCAACCACCGGCUCAGCCAACACAAGGCAGCCUGUAAAGCCAAACAGAUGUAUGCACUAACAAAAGGAUUGCGCAGGUAUCAUCUCUCCGAGGAGGGUGAGUGGCUGGUUAAGAAUCUGGGUCUGAAUGUGGAGAGGGAUGAAGACGGCACUGUCACCAGAGAGGAAUUACGCAGGAUUUCUAAACUAGCUGGGAAAAGUUCUCAAAAUAAGAGGAGGUGGGACAUGGCAGGCCGCCGAGUGUGGGCUGGAGGGACAGAGUCAGAGAUGUUCAACAAGCUAGAGAGCAUCGCUCACUCAGAGCAGCCUGCCACCCCUGUGCUGGGCUGCAGGAUCUCCAGAGCCUUAGAACCUGCUGUUGUCAAAGAAGAGUUUAUCACCAGCAGGGUGAACUGGGUGGUUCAGAGUUCAGCAGUGGACUACUUGCACCUGAUGCUGGUGGCCAUGAGGUGGCUGCUGGAGGAGUAUGACAUUGAUGGCCGCUUCUGUAUCAGUAUUCAUGAUGAAGUGCGCUACCUGGUUACAAGUGAGGACCGCUACAGAGCAGCACUCGCUCUGCAGAUCACUAACCUGCUCACCCGAUGUAUGUUUGCCUAUAAAUUGGGCAUGAAGGAUCUCCCUCAGUCUGUGGCUUUCUUCAGUGCAGUAGACAUUGACAAAUGCUUGAGGAAGGAGGUCACCCUUGACUGUGUGACCCCAUCUAACCCCACUGGACUUGAGCGCCAUUAUGGACUGCCACAAGGUGAAGCCUUGGACAUUUAUCAGUUAAUCGAAAUUACCAAAGGUUGUUUAGCCAAAGGAAGAUAGCCAGCUCAAACAGCCUUCAAAUAACUGGAGACCUGGAUGACAGCGAAACAUCAAACAAACAAAAAAACAUGUCUGAGUGGGUAAUGGAGGAUCAGAAAGGAGAGUCCAAAAUUUCACUGCUUUCUUCUCUUCUUCUUGGGGGCUUGACUCUCCUCAGAAACUUGAGAGACCUCGGUCUGAAGGAAUAAUGGGAGUGUGUCAUCAUUAGCACAAUCCAUAGCUGCAGUAUUCUUUCUGUUGAUUUCUUUUGAUAGCUUGAUAACUCACCUUAACUGUUAGGGUUGGCAUUGUGCUUUCUAUUUCUAAACGUUUUCCAUUUGGAAGAGUGUCAGAGUAUCCUUUGUAAGGAUUUAUUUUGUUAUAUCUGUUGAUAAUUUGCAUAAUCAACUUUAUUCAAACACAAACCUGAAACAGACUGUUCUGAAACAGAAUGUUCUGGAGUGUGGUUAUUGGCAUUAGAUGAAAUGCAGAGGAAAGGGAAGCAAACCUGCUGGCUCUCCUGCUGUUGCUCUUGCAGGGCAGCCUCAAGCGUGGCAGCGUUGAUCCGGAAAUCUCUUGAAGUGCUCAGCUUCAUGUACUGCAUCAAAUUCACCUGAGGAAAAUGCCACAGUACAUUGUGUUAAACAUUACUGUUAGUAUUCUUUACUGUUACUGUGUGGUAAAGCUUUAUGUAAGGUCUAUCACAUAUAUCCCUAUACCUUUGAUUUCUUGGAGAGAAGAAUUAAAAACUUCUCAUACUGCUCGAUA